CGCCGCAUGAUGGCGCAGCUACUGAGCCUCUGCUCCUCCAGCAGCUCUAACUCAGCCCAGCCCCCCAACACACGACGACUAACCCGGCCUGCCGCGGCUCAACUAGGGGGAGGAGUGGAUGAUGAUGCGCGGCUGUUGCUGUUGCUGAGAAGCUCCAGCUCUCUCUCUGAACUGAAGCUGCUUGGCGUCGCAUUAAAACAAACACUCACUGGGCAGUUGAUUUUAACGGUUAUUGUGAUGACUACCACAAUUUGGACGGUUAGUAACGGUCAUUUGGGCUGGUUAGUAACGUCCGUUAAUGUCAGUUAGUUAGCUAACGGCUGCUAGGCGACAAAGACGGUUCAGUGAGCUACUAGCUGUUAGCUACUAGUAGCUAGCUUGCUAACAACACAGCCGGUGAGGACGAACACAUCCUUUUGGCGCAGCGGGUUAAUCUCUGCUGACUCGCUCUGUGGGGUUAUGUUAUCUGUUUUUGUGGUAGUAAUUUAUUCAAUCAAGUGUUGGCAGUCACCACUCAUGACUGCUACUUGACGCACCGUGUAUGGAUCAUAGCGGGGUCAUGUUUUAACCAGCUAGCCGCAGAGCAGAGCUGAUCUUCGGUUACUCGUUACAGGGAUGUGUCGGUGGCGGUGGUGGUAGCGAAACAAUCUAUCUGUGAAGAAGAAGUGUAAAGAAGUGAGGAAACACUUGAAGACAAGCUUUUGUUUAUGCUAAUUGUGAUUCUGAAGGUGCAAGGACGAGAGGUCGAACCUGACAAGCUGAACUGAAACUGGGAAAUAUCAGCUAUAACACAUCGAAGGGAUUCUUUUUUAAGUGGAUUUCGGCCCUCCUGUUUGGGGAUCGUCGUGGGAACACUGAGUGAGUGUUUUGACAUUAAGUGACUCCCACAAGAUACCCUCUCUCUCGCCGACCUUCACCCACUCUCCGAUGCGGAGAUUUCAGUAAGCACCGGCAACCCAAACGGCGGCCGGACAUGCUGAAGUGUAUCCCCCUGUGGCGCUGCAACCGCCACGUCGAGUCGGUGGACAAGCGACAUUGCAACUUGCAGACGGUCCCCGAUGAGGUCUUCCGCUACAGUCGCAGCCUGGAAGAGCUUCUCCUCGAUGCCAACCAACUCAAAGAGCUACCAAAGCCUUUCUUCAGACUACUGAACCUACGGAAGCUCGGCCUGAGUGACAAUGAGAUCCAGAGACUCCCUCCUGAUGUGGCCAACUUUAUGCAGCUGGUGGAGCUGGACAUCUCCAGAAACGACAUUCCUGAGAUCCCCGAGAGCAUUAAGUUCUGCAGGGCCUUGGAGAUCGCAGACUUCAGUGGAAACCCCCUGUCCAGAUUGCCGGACGGUUUCACUCAACUUCGAGCGCUCGCUCACUUGGCACUCAACGACGUGUCAUUGCAGACGUUGCCCAACGACAUCGGAAACCUGGCCAACCUUGUGACGCUUGAGCUCCGGGAGAACCUGCUGAAGUCUCUGCCAACGUCGCUUUCUUUCCUGGUGAAACUGGAACAGCUGGACCUGGGCAGCAAUGAACUGGAAGUUUUGCCGGACACCCUCGGUGCUCUUCCCAACCUGAGGGAGCUAUGGCUGGACCGGAACCAGCUGUCCUCAUUACCACCAGAGCUGGGGAACCUCCGGAGGCUGGUGUGUCUGGAUGUGUCAGAGAACCGUCUGGAGGAGCUUCCCUCAGAGCUCAACGGCCUCCUGGCUCUCACUGACCUGCUGCUCACACAGAACCUGCUGGAGGUCAUCCCAGACAGCAUAGGCUGCCUGAAACAGCUCUCCAUCUUGAAGGUGGACCAGAAUAGACUGGCCCAGCUGACUGAUUCAAUAGGAGAAUGUGAAAACCUCACAGAACUCGUCUUGACAGAGAACCUUUUAGAGUCACUUCCUCGCUCGCUGGGCAAGCUGAAGAAGCUGACCAACCUGAAUGUAGACCGCAACCGUUUGGGCGGCGUGCCCAAAGAGCUGGGCGGCUGUGCCAGCCUCAACGUCCUCUCACUGAGAGACAAUCGCCUGGGCAAACUGCCUGCUGAGCUUGCAGAUGCCACUGAGCUGCAUGUGCUGGAUGUGGCUGGAAACAGAUUACAAAACCUGCCUUUUGCCCUGACAAACCUCAACCUGAAGGCCAUGUGGCUCGCAGAAAACCAGUCACAGCCAAUGCUCAAGUUCCAGACAGAGGACGAUGAGCGCACAGGAGAGAAGGUGCUGACCUGCUAUCUACUGCCCCAGCAGCCUUCUCCGAGCCUCGAGAACUUGUUGCAGAACAGUGUUGAUGACAGUUGGACGGACAGCAACCUGAACCGAGUGUCAGUCAUUCAGUUCCAGGAGGAGACCAAGGCUGAGGAUGAGGAUGAUGAGGCUGCUGCAAACCGCAGAGGCCUUCAGCGCAGAGCCACACCGCACCCUAGUGAGCUGAAGGUGAUGAAGAAGGUGAUCGAGGAGAGGAGGAAUGAAGCUUACACAUCCAGACCUGAUGGAGAAGAAGAGUCUCCUGAUCCACAGGAUAAACGGCUCAGUGACCUCUCCAAUCAGAGCCAUGACUCCCAUGUGUCCAACAGCACGCUGUCGGCCACCUCCCAUGAGGACAGACAAAAUGUGACAGCGGCCACGCAGAGGGAGGACCUUGUGGACGGCCACUCCCCUCAGGAUGAGGACGAGCUGGAUGAGAUGGAGGUGGAAUACAUCGAGCCCACUGUGCACUUUGCAGAGGAGCCCAUGAUCCGUGGUUUGGAUGAGGACGAGGAUGAGGACGGGGAAGACGGCGAGAGGAGCGACGAGGAAGAGAGGCCGGCUUUUCCUGCCGAGAAGCAGCGUCUGAUCCGAAAGGACACGCCACACUACAAGAAGCACUUCAAGAUCACCAAGCUGCCCAAGCCCGAGGCUGUGGCCGCGCUGCUGCAGGGCUUCAAUCCCGAGAGUCUGAACUCUACGACGCAGCCCGCCGAAGACGAGCAGGACGAGGACGAAGAGCAAAGUCUAAGCACCCCUCAGCCCCAUCACAGAAUGCAGGAGCUUGAAGACAGUCGGCUCCAGGUCAACUCCAGUCAAGUCAAGGGGGUGUCAUUUGAUCAAGUCAAUAAUCUGCUGAUUGAACCUGCUCGAAUUGAGGAGGAAGAGCACACCCUGAACAUCAUGCGACAAACUGGCGGCCUGGGUAUCAGCAUCGCUGGAGGGAAAGGAUCUACACCUUACAAGGGAGAUGACGAGGGAAUCUUCAUCUCCAGAGUAUCUGAAGAGGGUCCUGCAGCCAGAGCAGGGGUUAAAGUGGGAGACAAACUCCUAGAGGUGAAUGGAGUGGACCUCAACGAAGCAGAACAUCACACAGCGGUUGAAGCUCUUCGUAGCUCCGGUGCUACAGUUUCCAUGUCUGUGCUGCGAGAGCGUAUGGUGGAGCCAGAGAACGCCAUCACCACCACGCCGCUGAGGCCAGAGGAUGACUACUUCCCGCGGGAGAGACGGAGCAGCGGCAUCGCCUUCAACGUGGAGGCGGCUCCCAGCGGGCCUCAACAGCGGCUCUCCACCUGCCUGAUCCGAAACGACAAGGGGCUGGGGUUCAGCAUCGCAGGGGGCAAAGGCUCCACCCCGUUCCGCACAGCAGACACGGGAAUUUACAUCUCUCGCAUCGCAGAAGGGGGAUCGGCACACAGAGACAGCACGCUGCAUGUAGGCGACAGGGUGAUCUCUAUCAAUGGUGUAGACAUGACAGAGGCCAGGCAUGACCAGGCAGUAGCGCUCCUUACCGGCACCUCCCCCACCAUCUCCCUCUUGGUGGAGCGAGACCCGAAUGCACCAGGGGGCUCUCCAGGUCAAAACCGGGCGAGAGCCCACUCCCCUCCACCCCCAGAGCCCUCAGAUUCACCGGACCAGGAGGAGGACGGCCUGAACGUUCACGGGAACAACCUGAGCCGAAUGGAGGACGAGUAUCCCAUCGAGGAAGUGACCCUGUUGAAGUCAGGUGGGCCUCUAGGCCUGAGCAUCGUGGGAGGCAGCGAUCAUGCCAGUCACCCGUUCGGCAUCAAUGAACCCGGGGUGUUCAUCUCAAAGGUGAUUCCUCACGGUCUAGCAUGUGAAAGUGGACUGCGUGUCGGGGAUCGAAUAUUAGAAGUGAACGCCAUCGACCUGCGUCACGCCACACACCAGGAAGCUGUGCGAGCGCUGCUGGCCAACAAGCAGGAGAUCCGUAUGUUGGUGCGGAGGGACCCUUCACCGCCUGGGAUGCAGGAAAUUGUGAUCCAGAAGCAGCCGGGGGAGAAGCUUGGCAUCAGUAUUCGUGGAGGGGCCAAGGGUCAUGCAGGAAACCCCUUUGACCCCACAGAUGAAGGCAUUUUCAUCUCAAAGGUGAGUUCGAGCGGCGCAGCAGCCAGAGACAGCCGGCUGCAGGUCGGGAUGCGUAUCCUCGAGGUGAACAACCACAGCCUGCUGGGGAUGACGCACACGGAGGCAGUGCGAGUGCUUCGAGCUGUAGGAGACUCUCUGGUCAUGCUGAUGUGUGACGGCUUCGACCCACAAAAAAUGGCUAACGUGGAGGCGUCUCCCGGCAUCAUCGCCAACCCGUUUGCAACCGGCAUCGUCCGUAAGAACAGUAUGGAAAGCAUCUCUUCUAUAGACCGAGACCUGAGUCCAGAGGAGAUGGAAAUCAUGCAGAAGGAGUCUGAGAUGGUGAGAGAGACAUCACAGUGGGAGCGAGAAGAGAUGGAGAAAGUGGAGCGUAUGCGUUUGGAGCGUGAGGAGGCAACUCGCCUGCUAGAAGAGGAGACUGAGAACAUCGGCACUGGACCUCUAAAACUUGACUACAAAACCCUGGCGGCUCUGCCCACCACCAGCCUGCAGAAGCUCAACAGGUUCUCUACUUCUGUAAGUGUGACUGCUCCCAUGGAGGCCCCCCUUCAGGCCCAGUACGGAGCCCCUUUAGAGCCUCUGGGCUUCAGCCCCACAGAACCCCUCAACCACAUGGACCCUGAGUCCUGCCCCAGUCUGACCACAGAGCACGAUUACCUCCACGGAUCCCAGUUCUCCCCUAACGGGACCUCCACUACCGACAGCGCCGGCUCAUCAACGACCAUUAAUUCAUCAACAUUUGCUCCUGAAGAAGAGGAGGAAAACCUGGUGGACUCUCAGCCCAUCUGCUUCAAAGAGAACCCGUUCUUGGUGGCCAAUCGUAAAGGAAAGGGUCGUCCAGCUGGACAGCAGAUCCUGUCGGGGCCUCCGACGGGCUACGGGAAGCAAGGCCAGCUGCAGCCCUGGUUGUUCAGCAAGGCGCCUCCUUCUGAUUUCACCAGGACGGAGAGUCCAAUCAGGGAAGCCCCCUACUCUCCCACCAUCCAACCGGCAAACCUUCAUUACUCCUCCACUCCUACCGCCAUCACUGACAACACUUCAUCAUCAACACGACCGGGUGCCAUCCAGCCAGUCGGGCGUGUGCGGCAGAGUCCCUCCCCCGCCACUCCGGACGGCCACAGUCCUAACCCCUUCCAGCAUGGCCCCUCCCCCUUCAACUCCCAGACCUCUCCUCGCGCCCCCUCCCCCACCUCGCCCGACGAGUUCCCCAUGAAUGUCAAGCAGGCAUACAAGGCGUUUGCCGCCGUGCCUCGCUCACUGGCAGUGCUGGAGCCGCCGCAGGAUCCGUACGCUGUGAGGAACAACUUCCACCCAAAGCAACCUUCUCCAGAGCCUGAGUUGCACAACGAGGUGUUUGAUGAUGACAUAGACGGUCAGGAGGGAGCUGGUAGGGGUCUGGCCCGCAUGGGCUCCCCCCGGCCCUCCCUCUCACCUGACCGUCGGGAGUAUAUGAACUUGGCAGCAGUGCCUCGCUUCUACAGGCCGCCCUGGGAACAGCAGAGUCCCUCUCCUGGCGGUAGUGGCAGCCCAGAGCAGCGCUCCUUCAGGGACAGACAGAAGUAUUUUGAGAUUGACGUGAAGCAGCAGACACCAGAGAAACCCAAACCUCGAGUGUCUCUGGUCGGAGAAGAUGAUCUCAAGAAAAUGAGGGAGGAAGAAGAGAGGAAGUUUGAGCAGCGGGCGCGGGAGUACCUGAUGGAUGAAGACGAGGAGGAUGAGGAAGAGGACAUUGCUAAGCAGGUUGCGCAGAUGAAGGCGACUGGCAAAGUGUUGCUGGAUGGAGUGGAGUACAACGUGGAGCCAGUAUCCAGCCCGUCACCGCACUGCGUCACGCCACCGAGCUACAAUGCCACGCCACCGAGCUACAACGCCACGCCACCAAGCUACAACGUCACGCCACCGAGCUACUGCGGCAGCUCAGGGCCUUCUUCUGUUGACGGUAAGGGAGAGUCUCAGAGGAAUUCACUGGAGGACAACUUAGGGCUGGAGCAGAGGCCCAACUCCAUGACUGGUCUGAUCCCAUUUUCCCCCGGGGACACGGCGGCUCCCAUCCGCACAGCCAAAGCAGAGCGCCGUCAUCAAGAGAGACUCCGUAUGCAGAGCCCCGAGCUGGCCCUGGCCCCCGACAAGGACCUGUCUCCUGCUGAGAAACGAGCUCUGGAGGCUGAGAAGAGAGCCAUGUGGAGGGCAGCACGGCCCAGUGGCCUAGAGGACGAUGUUAGGCAGUAUGAGCAGGACCUGGCUAAGAGGCUCUACCAGGCCAGAGUGAGGGCGUCUCAGGGCACCGAGGCCACCGAGGCCACCCAGCCCCCCACCUCCUCCGCUACCUCCUCCUCUGCAGCCUCCCAGCUCAGAAUGAAGUCUCUGGAGCAGGAUGCACUGAAAGCACAGAUGGUCAUCGCCAAGUCUCGGGACGGGAAGAAACGUGGGACACUAGACCAGCUGACGGAGUCGCCUUCGCCCGCCCCGACACCCUCUCCCACGCCUAUGGAAGAGCUCAGUCCUCGAGGAAUGACGUCUCCAGGCCGGCUGUCCCUGUCGUCAAAGAAGUUUGACUACCGACAGUUUGCUGCCAUUCCUUCUUCCAAACCCGUAUACGACAUCCAGUCCCCUGACGCAGCUGAUGACCUGCAGUUCAUCGACGACGGCUCCAGCAACCCAGUGCCCGCUGCGAGCCCUGAGGCCGAGGUACCCACCGCGCUGCCUGCCACCUCAGCCCUGGAGGAGAUGGCCCUGUACAGCAACAAGCGCAAACUGAGGCAGGGCCGCCGCAGCCUGGAAACCGCCGUGCCCACGUAACACCUCACACUGAGAGAAGAAACAGGAGGUGGACAGAACAGUCACUAAACACUACACACAGUGUCAGUAGAGCGAGAUUUACUCUCCCAUAUAUAACCACUGCAGAGACUACGACGCUGAUAGUCACCACAUGUGCACACUCACUUAUAUCUUGCGUGCCAGUCUUGCCUGAACAGUCUGCGGAUGAGCCGGCAAGUCGCUCAACAGUCCCUCGCGGGCAAGAACGAGCUCGUGUGGUUAGCUAGGAUUGCUACUUACAGACCAUUCUCUUUUUGUUGUUGUACACUCGGUUUACCAAGUAGAAGCUGAUCUAUUUUAAAAAGGAGGUGGCCGAAGUUUUUAGUUUUUUAUUUUUCGCACCUCCGAUGAUUUUGCUGUUUUUAAAAAAAAAAAAAAAAAACAUACUGGAAGAGAAAAGAAAUGGGUCAUAGCUAUACUAACUUCUUGAAUGAUAUUUUUAGGCUUUCAGUGAAUAGAUUGUAAAAUGUCAGGGUUUUUUGUGAGACUUGGGCGGACAGGAGUGUAUAUAUUGAUUAAGGAGGGAACAUCCUGCUACCUUCACAGUCCAAAAUUUUGGAGAGCUUUUAAAACAAAAUAAAAGUACAUAUCUUUUUUGCACUGCCACGAGUCAGCUUUUUAAGAACGUAUAUCUUAAGUAAUUUAUUGUUUUUAGCGUUUUAUUCAAAUUGAAGGCCUUCUAUUUUACACUGUUUUAACCCCUCCGGUCCUUUUGGGCACAAAGAGCAUGACUGAUGCUCGUCAGAAUUUAUCUUUAAAGGGCAAGUGUGUAGGAUCUGGCGGCAUCUAGUGGUGAAGUUGCAGAUGUAGGAGAACUACGGUGGGUGAUGCGAAAACGUAAAAACGCGAAUAUCCCCCUCUAGAGCCAGUGUAUGGUUUGUCCGUUCUGGGCUACUAUAGAAACAUGGUAGCUCCGUGGAGAGGACCUGCUCCGUAUGUAGAUAUAAACGCCUCAUUCUAAAGUAACUAGAAACGCACAGAUUCUUAUUUUCAGGUGAUUAUACACUAAAGAAAAAAUAAUUAUUAAUAUUAUAUUCAAUUUCUGCAAAUAGAUCCCCUGAAAUGAUAUACACUGUUCCUUUAAACAAAUUUGAAAGAUAAUUAUGUGGGUUACUUCGUCAAAGCUUUCAACUAAUGAAUUUCAUAUCACUUUAUAUCACUUAAUCUACUUUAUAUACACUUAUGAAUUCACCAACUAAAAGUAUAGCUGUUGCACAUCAGUGUCACAACACCGUAAUGGGUCCUACCUGUGAUUGACUGUGUUACAUUCCCCUUGUAGAGAACAUGACUACACUGGAGGCAGCAGCGGUGAGCAGCCAGUUUUACAGAUUAACGGAUCACAAUAUCAAAUAUUUAAGUUUGGAGUUUGCAUUUUUAGUAUCAUUUAUUAAUAAACGGUACUCACUCUGCCCUAUUUAGGGUAUUACUUCUUUUUUUUUCUAUCCUUGAAUUGUUUGGAGGUAUUCCAGAGUGACGUGAAGGUAGCAGGUGUUUUAUUUUUCUGUCUAUGGUUAAUUUAAAUCUGACGCCACUGAAAAAUCAUUUAUUAUUGUGUGAAUAAUGUACAAAUACUGAAAGGAAAGCAAACUUUGGGUUUGAAACUGAGCCAGUCUUGACCAAGACCAAGCGAGUGUCUGGACUGCUGACGCAUCUGGGUUUGGACAGGCUUGGGAUGGGGAUGCUCUCUGCAUGUAUAUUGGUUUGUUAAUGGGAGAACUGCGAGAGGCAGAACCAAUUAGAAAUCCCUCUCAAGACAUUGUCGUCUUUCAGUUCACUGCUUGACAUACUGUCAGUUUAUGUAUCUGAUGGGUAUUUUUUUGCAGAAUCACAGCAUCGUAGCAUUUGUGUUAAUUUAAUGUAGGUUCUUCUAAUGAUAGCUUUCCAUGUUGCUCUCACUGACUGAAAUUCAGUUUGUUUGAUUACAUUUGCAAUGGCUGAUAUCUCCUUUUUUUUUUUAAACUUACAGUAGGUAAAUCUUUUUUUCAGAUGGGUUUCACUACAUUAUUAAUGCAGUGUUUCAAGUUGUUGUGUUUAUUCUUUUGUCUUGAGUUCUAUUUGGGGGUCUUUUACUUGCAAAUAGUUUGGAGGGAAAGGGUCAGAAGUCCUAGGGUCAAGGGUUAGAGCUCAUACAAGACUGUAACUAGUGAAUUUGUACAACCAAAGAAGUCUAUUUUGUGGUUCAGGAAUAAUAAAUUUUACUUUUCAUUUAAGAAGCGGA
Messenger RNA from Sebastes umbrosus (honeycomb rockfish), 9371 nucleotides. It is a transcript of the gene scrib, whose product is annotated as scribble planar cell polarity protein. Lineage: Eukaryota; Metazoa; Chordata; Actinopteri; Perciformes; Sebastidae. Gene Ontology annotation, molecular function: protein binding. The record is from RefSeq and is a predicted model, not a curated record. The transcript is spliced from 46 exons. Bases 974 to 7135 code for a protein of 2053 amino acids. Gene Ontology annotation, biological process: neurotransmitter receptor transport, endosome to postsynaptic membrane; neurotransmitter receptor transport postsynaptic membrane to endosome. Gene Ontology annotation, cellular component: adherens junction; postsynaptic density; postsynaptic membrane.